Molecule: messenger RNA, 966 nt
Organism: Bombus pyrosoma
Lineage: Eukaryota; Metazoa; Arthropoda; Insecta; Hymenoptera; Apidae
Product: actin-binding Rho-activating protein-like
Exons: 4
Coding region: 185-691 (168 amino acids)
Biological process (GO): positive regulation of Rho protein signal transduction
Molecular function (GO): actin binding
Source: RefSeq, a predicted model, not a curated record
ACGCUGCAUUCGCACACAAGUGACCAGAGACUAGCAGACCUCGCGAGAAUAUCUUCAUCGCGAAUCGUACGAAUCAGCACCAAACAGUAUUACGGAUAGUCCAGUUCCUUAUUCCUCUUCUAGUUUUCUAUUUCGUUUCGUCGUCUAGUUCGUUUCAUCGAAUUUCACAGUUCACGGCGAAACGAUGUCUUCGGUAAUGCUAGAAUCGUUCAGCGACAAAGUAGCGAUGUUCGACCAGUACGCGAACAAGCACAAAGACAAGCAGAGCAAAAAUCCGUUCACAUCCGGCUCAAAUAUCGAGAAAAGGAAAUUCUCGAAAGAAGAAUACGGCAGACCGGAAGCUGGCUCCUUGACAGACAUUCGUGGUCGCAAAGCCACGGCGCACAUCCUCAAAGAGGUGCUCGAACUUUGCGAGAUUAUUCAUCAAGAGGGCACGCCGUGUCGCGACCGACCAGAAAUCAUCGCAAUCACGUUUGGCGACCUAUUCAACAUUUACACCCACAUCAGCGACAAAUGCGUAGGACUACUGUUGAGAGCCAGGAAACAGAAGCUCGUGGACUUUGAAGGAGAAGUACUGUUUCAGAGACGAGACGACGACGUACCCAUCUACCUGGUGAAGCCCAUCAACGAAAUCCGAGAAAUGUUCAAACAACGGCUAAAAGAAAUUGCACAGGAGACGCCCAUAAGCUAACAAUCGUCUUCGUCGUUCGGCGAAUAAUUCCAUGGUGAAGAAUCCCUGCUGCAACUCUGUGUUAUCCAACGUUAUCCUCUAUUUAUUUACGACGCAACCGUUGAAACAACGCGAACGGCCAUUGUAUAGUUUGUAAUUUUUAUUCGAAGUGUACGUGAAACGAACGAGUGGUUGAAGUUGAAGAAUGAGACGAUGAUGUAGGUCGAUAAAGGACAAAUAUGUGCAAUGUGAUAUUUCCAUAGAAUUAUUAGGAAUAAAGAUUCUUUUCUAGCAAA